Poecilia reticulata (guppy) is the source of this 2308-nucleotide messenger RNA. Lineage: Eukaryota; Metazoa; Chordata; Actinopteri; Cyprinodontiformes; Poeciliidae. The record is from RefSeq and is a predicted model, not a curated record.
AAAAAACAGUAAUUGACAUUCAGAAUAAGCCGCGCUCUCUUUGGCAAGCAAAAUACAAUGUUGACUCAGCCGCGCUGACUUUGGACUUCUGAACCCGAAGAAGCGCACGACGUUCAUUUCUCUAAAACCGUGGAAAAUGCUGGUUGUCUUUCUGCUCGUCGUUUGUCUCGGUGAGACCGAGUCCGCUGUGGACUCGUACGUGGCUGCCGUGUACGAGCACAGAGUCAUCCUGAACCCGAACCCUCGCGUCCCGGYGUCCCGUCACGAAGCCCUGAUCCACAUGCAGAAGAACCUGGAUAUCUACGAACAGCAGGCUGCUAAAGCGGCACAGCAGGGAGUCCAGAUACUUGUGUUUCCAGAAGAUGGUAUUCACGGUUUUAACUUCACCCGUUCAUCCAUUUCCGGAUACAUGGAAACCAUUCCUGACCCUCAGGAGGAGAGCUGGAACCCCUGCACCGAGCCUGACAAACACAACAACACUGAGGUUCUCCAGCGACUGAGCUGCAUGGCCCGUCGCAACAACCUCUACCUGGUGGCAAACAUGCCUGAUCUGCAACCCUGUCCCUUGAAGACAGCCCCGUCCACAUGCCCCCCUGAUGGACGCUGGCAGUUUAACACCAAUGUGGCUUUCAAUUCUGAUGGUCUCCUGGUGGCACGUUACCAUAAAUAUAACCUCUUUUUCGAAGAAUCCUUUGACACGCCUCCAAAGCUUGAACUUAUCACAUUUGAUACACCCUUUGCUGGGAAGUUUGGUCUCAUCAUCUGCUUUGACAUCCUGUUCCACGAUCCCACAGUAGUCCUGGUGAAAAUGGGUGUGCGUCAGCUGGUUUUCCCCACAGCGUGGAUGAACGAGCUCCCCCUUUUGGAUUCAAUCCAAUUUCAUAGGGCUCUCAGUCUGGGAGCCAAUGUCACGGUUCUGUCUUCAAACCUUCGUAAYGACSAGCWYAKKAUGACAGGAAGUGGUAUCUACACCCCAUUUUCUGCUACCUUCCACCACGCCGUGAAGGGAGACCCAGAGGAGGGUSGGCUGCUUGUGGCCACAGUYCCAGUCUUGGGUCCAGUUGGGGUGAACGAUGUGGCUGAAUCAUUGUCACCUGUGGCUGCAGAGACUGAUCACUGCCACACAGAUGGCUGUGCUGAUUCUCCUUCACCUUCUUCACCUGGUUCCUCUUACUCCACCUUCAUAGGAACCAUGAUGCAUGACCCAUUUAAAUUUGUCCUCAUAAAGGAGGCAGAGGGCAAUCUCACAGUGUGUGAUGGUAAAUUCUGCUGCCACCUUCAGUACAAGUGGACAACACAUGACGAAGGGAAAGAACUGUACGCAUUGGGAGCAUUUGCAGGAACGCACACCUUUAAUGGACGAUAUGCCUUGCAGGUAUGUGCAGUGGUCCGCUGUGCGRGGCUGGAGGCCAGCUCAUGUGGACAGAAAGCGGAGGAGGCGGAGUCUAAGAUGGACUUCUUGAUGGAGGCAACUUUCCAGACAGAUUACGUGUACCCUUCAGUCCUGGUGAACCGCAUGGCAAUCGAGCAACCUGAUAAGCUGGAGAAAGCUGCAGGUGGGAGAGUGACCAUGAAACACUCCAACCUGAGCGGAGGCCUGAUCACUGCCUGCCUGUACGGACGAAUGUACCAGCUGGAUAAUUUGCGACAGAAUAAUGGAGUCGCACUAAAAUUAAAUUCAGUUUUAUUGUUGAUGGGUUUUUUAAGGAUUGUUUCUGCUCUUGUGGACCCUAUUUGGUAGUGACACACAACAAUGUAGUAAAUGAUUAUCCACACAAAGCAGUAGGACGAGUGUCACCAAGAUUACCUACAAGAUUGUUUAUAUGUGUUGUUUUAGGUGUUUUAAUUUUGAAUCUGUUCUUUAUGAAUGCAUUUUUAAUGUUACUAACAGCCGUGUGCAGUCUAUAUUUUUUCUUAUUGUUUUGUUGGUGAACAAUAUCAAUUAAAAGUAGUCCAUAGGAAGCUUGACCUCUCAGUACUCACAAAAUCCAGAGCACAUUUCAGCAACAGGGAAGUUCAAAAUGUUUUACAUCAUGAAAACACACACACACACGCACGCACACACACGAGCACGCACACACACUCACACACAAAGUUAGAGAACACAGUCAACAGUUGUCAAGUCUUUGUUACACAUCAAAAUGUUGAUGAAUGUUUUAUGUUUCAAAAGCAACUUUAAACAAGUAGGGUUUUAGUCUUGAUUUCUCUAUUUUCUACAGUUGUUUUCCCUUCUACUUUGAAGGAGGUCACUUAUUUUUCAUUUGCUUCUCAUUAUUUUGCAAAAAUAAAUUUUUACUUUGAUAUUAAA